AGCAUCAUCUCCACCACUCAGCACCCGCUAGUCUCCCAUCAGCAGCUCAGUUAAGUUCUGCUGCUCCGCUGAAGACCAGCCCAGCCUUCAGACCUCCAGCAUCAGCACAGAGAGGAGGAGGCCGAGCGUCAGGAAAGGGGAUCAGGAAACUUUAGGGGUGGUCCUGUCUGUCCUGAGCUCGGUUAAUUCCUAGCUAGGAGAAGAGAGCUUCGUUAGCUCCAGCAUCCACACGACAGCAGCCAUGACCAAAAGCACCGGGGAGAACCCUCGCUCUCGCAGCCGGGUACAGAGGAUCCGAGAGAGGAUCCAGCUCAAAUCAAUGAAGGCCAAGAAGAAAGUGGAGGACAUCACCAAGGACGAUGUGAAGAGUUUCCUGAGGAAGAAUGCGUUUGUGCUCUUCACCAUCGCAGCCGUCGUUGUCGGCAUCAUGCUGGGAUUUGCGCUACGGCCGUACCGGAUGUCCUACAGAGAAGUGAAGUAUUUCUCCUUUCCUGGAGAGCUGCUGAUGCGCAUGCUGCAGAUGCUGGUCCUGCCCCUCCUGGUGUCCAGUCUGAUCACAGGAAUGGCGGCGCUUGACAGUCGUGCUUCAGGGAAGAUGGGCAUGCGAGCAGUGAUUUACUACAUGACCACAACCUUCAUCGCUGUGUUUAUCGGCAUCAUCAUGGUCCUCAUCAUCCACCCAGGCAAAGGCUCCAAGGAUGAGUUCACCCAGCAGCAGAAGAUAGAGCAUGUCAGUCCGGCUGACGCCUUCCUGGACCUUAUCAGAAACAUGUUUCCUCCCAACCUGGUACAAGCUUGCACACAGCAGUUCAAGACACAAUAUGGCAAGAGGGUUAUUAAUGUGAAGGUGAUCGUGAACGAAAGCAUCUUUAACUUGACCAACGCCACUCAAGAGAUUUCCCGUGAAGAAAUCAUCCCAAUAUCGGGCACCACCAGUGGCGUCAACGCCUUGGGGCUGGUGGUCUUCUCCAUGUGCUUUGGUCUGAUCAUUGGAAAUAUGAAAGAGGAGGGUGAAGCUCUGAGGGAAUUCUUCAACUCCCUGAACGAAGCCAUCAUGCGACUGGUCGCAAUCAUCAUGUGGUAUGCCCCAAUUGGUAUUCUCUUCUUAAUCGCUGGCAAAAUUGUGGAGAUGGAUGACAUCACAGAAAUGGGUGGGCAGCUAGGCAUGUACACAAUAACGGUCAUCAUAGGGCUGCUCAUCCACGGCAUGGUGAUCCUCCCCACACUCUACUUCGUCAUCACACGGAAGAACCCCUUCAUCUUCAUCACUGGGUUACUCCAGGCGCUCAUCACAGCUCUGGGCACAUCGUCGAGUUCGGCCACCCUGCCUAUCACAUUCAAGUGCUUAGAGGAGAACAACAAGGUUGAUAAGAGGGUGACCCGGUUUGUCCUGCCAGUGGGGGCCACCAUCAACAUGGACGGAACAGCGCUGUACGAGGCGCUGGCAGCUAUUUUUAUCGCUCAGGUUAACAACAUGGAUAUGAACUUCGGUCAGAUCAUCACCAUUAGUAUCACAGCCACUGCAGCCAGUAUCGGAGCAGCUGGAAUCCCCCAGGCCGGUCUGGUCACAAUGGUGAUUGUGCUGACCUCUGUGGGACUCCCCACCGAUGAUAUAACCCUCAUCAUUGCAGUCGAUUGGUUCCUGGACCGAUUGCGCACAACAACCAACGUGCUGGGAGAUUCGAUAGGAGCAGGCAUCAUCGAGUUCCUGUCGAAAGAUGAGCUGCAGAGCGGUGAUGUGGAGAUGGGUAACUCUGUAGUAGAAGAAAACGAGGUGAAGAAGCCCUACCAGAUGAUUCCACAAGAGAACGAGUACGAGAACGAGAAACCUCCAGACAGCGAAACCAAGAUGUAGUCAAGACUCCAAGUCAUUCUGUGGUCUGUGCCCAAGCAGGGAAUAUCUUUCCACAUAUGUGUGUGUGUGUUCAUGUACAUGUGUGUAUAUGUGGGCCUGCAUAGUGUACAUUGAUCAGCCAUAACAUUAAAACCACAUUCCCAAUAUUGUGUAGGUUCUUUGUGCUCUGACACAUCAAGGCAUGGACUCUUUAGACAACACCUGAAACCAGAAGUGUCAGUGAGGUGGGACCUACAAAGAUUGCAUCACUGAGCCAUUGCAUACAAGAAACAUCUCACAAGACCUGCCUCAUGUUAUGGAGAUGCACCGACACAGUCCUCUAGCCAUCAGAAUUAAUUUGUCCAUUGUCAGAGUGGCUCUGAUUCUUUUAAUACAUAAACUUCAGAAAUGGACUGUUCACUUGCUACCUAACAUGGUGGUUUUAAUGUUAUGGCUGGUUGCUGUAAGAGCGUAUUGUCUGUAAAAGUGAUGCACUGAAUUUCAAAUGAAUGCAUCAUUCCCAUAUGAAUAAAAUGUAAUACUGUGUGUUUUCACAUUACACUUGGCAAUAAUAGUGAUAUAAGAUGUGGAUUCUAUUUUAUUUCAGUUCAGUGCAUCACCCUUUCCAGUAUACAGCUUUGGACAAAAUUAAGAGACCACUUCAGUUUCUGAAUCAGUUUCUCUGACCUCAAAUAAUGCAAAGAAAACAAGUUUUAGGAGUUCAGAAAUCAAUAUUUGGUGGAAUAACCCUGGUGGUUUUUAAUCCCAGUUUUCAUGCAUCUUGGCAUCAUUUUCUCCUCCACCAGUCUUGCACACUGCUUUUGGAUUACUUUAUGCCAUUCCCGGUGCAAAGAUUUAGCAGUUCAGCUUGGUGGUUUGAUGGCUUUUAAGUGGUCUCUUAUUUUUAUCCAGAGCUGUAUGAUGACUUUCGCGCCACUUUUUCCAGUUUGUGAUGACUUGAGCAUUUUUCCACUCCUUGUAUUGUUAUGUGUUUAGUUUAUCAUGUUGGUAAUUCAGUUAUCUUCUGUUAUCCUGUAUUGACCAUUACCUUACUACAUAUCACCGAAGGCUGAUCGAGAUGGAGCUCGGUAUGGAAAUGUAAUAAAAUAUGUGCUGGAAUUUGAAAGUAUGUUAGAGAAGAUGGGUUAGAUGUUAAAGAAAGUGGGCAACAACAUUAAAACAAUGAUGUUUAGCAUUAUAUAUGUUGUAAAAUGUUGGGAAUGAAACUUGGUAAGAGGGUCUGAACCAUUUUAAGAGGUAAACUUUAGGUCUACUGUUGCCCUGUGAAAUGAUUGUUACAUAAUUACAUAAAUAGGCACCAACUGUGCCAUCACAACAGAUCUGACCAUUUGAGACUUCUUAAGACCUAUGGAGGUGUCCUGUUGUAUCCAGUAAGUUGUGAGGUCCUUAUCCUAUUGGGAUAAUCCCAAAGGAUUCUAACCAAUAUGACAAUUUGGGGUCUAGUUUCCUAUAAUUAAUUUACAGUACCUAUCUGCAGAUACCUUCUUAUGCUGGAGUCAUUACUUUCUCAGAAACUGCUGUGAUUCCUUGUACUCUGUUUAAAAAGCCAAUAUCUGAGUAAUCAGCUGUUGUUAUUGUACUGUACUAGCUUUAUAAGCCUUUUGUUUGUUUGAUAUUUUUUUUUCCUCCCAUCAUUCUAGAAGUUCCUGUGUUGUGUGUACAGGUUUAAUGUUUUUGUUUUUUUUAUGUUUGUUUAUCAGAGUCAGAAUGUUCACAUUUUUGAUAUAUGUAUUGGUUUUGAUGCUGAUUUCUUUAUUUGUCUCUAUUGUUCUGUAGGCCAUAUUGAAAGAGUGCUGCCGUUUGCUAACAUGAAUAGAGAAUAUGAUGAAUAUAUAUAUAUAUAUAUAUAUAUAUAUAUGUAGAUGCUUUUAUUAACUGUAGAUAUUGUGAGCGAUUGUUUACCUGAAGUCUCCUGAGAAUGCUUCGAGCUGAAGCGCUGUGUGGUUCGGAUAAAUGGGUGAAUUCAGAAUCCGACGCUGCAGAAGACAGAGUGCUGACUGGAUUACUAACUCACUCAAAAGGAAACUGUGAUUUUGCAUUUCUGUUCUGAUUUGUGUUUAUUUGGGAUGAUUCCCUUCAUGCUGGAUAUUUGCCCUUAGAGUCACACCAUGAAAUGCAGUGUGGGUUAAAUUCUGUAAAACUGUAGAUUUGGCUAUGGUCAAUAUAGUUUUGAAUAAAAGUGUUGAAAAGAAA
Messenger RNA from Astyanax mexicanus (Mexican tetra), 4048 nucleotides. It is a transcript of the gene slc1a3b, whose product is annotated as solute carrier family 1 member 3b. The record is from RefSeq and is a predicted model, not a curated record. Gene Ontology annotation, molecular function: neutral L-amino acid transmembrane transporter activity; L-glutamate transmembrane transporter activity; glutamate:sodium symporter activity. Bases 242 to 1855 code for a protein of 537 amino acids. Gene Ontology annotation, biological process: D-aspartate import across plasma membrane; L-glutamate import across plasma membrane; L-aspartate import across plasma membrane. Gene Ontology annotation, cellular component: plasma membrane. NCBI's taxonomy places the organism in Eukaryota, Metazoa, Chordata, Actinopteri, Characiformes, Acestrorhamphidae. The transcript has 10 exons.